CACCUUUUCACCAUUCACAGGCCUGACUUCAUGUAUGACUCUGGUUGUCAAACAACUCUCAAAGCUGCCCGAGUGGCAACCCCACUGACAGGAAAUUGGAAUUUAAAAAUGUGAAAUCAACAAUGAAAAAUAUCAUAAUUCAGUGUUUAAUCUGUGGAUUCCUGGCCAUCGGGCUCUGGAUGUCUAUGUUACUUUUGUUUUUGCACCUUGAACAAGAGGACAUGCUGGAUAAAGAAACUGAGAAACUCCUAAACAAUAGGUCAUUUGGAAAAAAUCUGUACCAGCAAACCGGCCACUCAAAGAAAAUUCUCAAAGAGGACAUCAUUAAUGACAGGGCUAUGUUUUCAGAUCCAGAAAUUAUCCAAGGACUGAGUCGAUAUGGAUUAAAUGUCAUUACCAGUAGAAGACUGGGCAUCGAGAGACAGGUGCCAGACUCCAGGAACAAAAUAUGUCAGCAGAAACACUACCCAUUCAAUCUACCCACUGCCAGCGUCAUCAUAUGCUUUUAUAAUGAGGAAUUUAACACCCUGCUCCGAACAGUGUCAAGUGUGGUGAAUCUCAGCCCAAAGCAUCUCCUGGAGGAGAUAAUUCUGGUGGAUGACAUGAGUGAAUUUGAUGAUUUGAAAGCCAAGCUGGACUAUCAUCUGGAAAUUUUUCGUGGGAAAAUUAAAUUAGUAAGAAACAAAAAGAGAGAGGGUCUCAUCAGAUCAAGAAUGAUUGGUGCCUCCCGUGCUUCAGGAGACAUUCUGGUGUUCUUGGAUAGCCACUGUGAAGUGAAUAGAGUCUGGCUGGAGCCCUUGCUGCAUGCCAUUGCCAAGGACCACAAAAUGGUGGUGUGCCCUGUUAUCGAUGUCAUCGAUGAGUUAACCUUGGACUAUAUCGGGUCACCUAUUGUAAGGGGAGCUUUUGACUGGAAUCUAAAUUUCAAAUGGGACAAUGUUUUCUCAUAUGAGCUGGAUGGCCCAGAAGGACCAAGUACACCUAUCCGGUCGCCUGCAAUGUCAGGAGGAAUCUUUGCUAUAAACAGACAUUAUUUUAAUGAACUUGGACAGUAUGACAAGGACAUGGAUCUCUGGGGAGGAGAAAAUGUAGAACUUUCGCUAAGAAUUUGGAUGUGUGGAGGCCAGCUCUUCAUACUCCCUUGCUCUCGGGUUGGACAUAACAGUAAGGCACUGAGUAAAAACAGACUUGUAAACCAGAGUGCCUUGUCAAAGAAUUUACUUCGAGUGGUUCACGUCUGGCUGGAUGAAUACAAGGAAAACUUUUUUCUUCAAAGACCUUCUUUGACACACGUAUCCUGUGGAAAUAUUAGUGACCGUGUUGAAUUAAGGAAACGACUGGGUUGCAAAUCUUUCCAGUGGUAUUUGGAUAAUAUCUUUCCAGAGUUGGAGCCACUCAACGGAGGAAAAGGAACAAAGCCAUUUUUGUUAGCAAAGGGUAAAAAUGUCCCCUGAUUCCUCAACAUAUUCAUACCACAGGACAAAUUUGGAACAUCAUACAAUUAUGUAAAAUGCAAUGAAAAAUACAGAGUGGCCAAUC
Rattus rattus (black rat) is the source of this 1539-nucleotide messenger RNA. It is a transcript of the gene Galntl5, whose product is annotated as polypeptide N-acetylgalactosaminyltransferase like 5. Gene Ontology annotation, biological process: spermatid development. Gene Ontology annotation, cellular component: Golgi apparatus. NCBI's taxonomy places the organism in Eukaryota, Metazoa, Chordata, Mammalia, Rodentia, Muridae. Bases 123 to 1454 code for a protein of 443 amino acids. The transcript has 9 exons. The record is from RefSeq and is a predicted model, not a curated record.